AUGGAUCCUAAGGAAAAGAAUAAGUUUUGGGAAAUAUUCCGCAGCCUACGUCCAGAAGGCGGUUAUGUUUCAGGAGAAAAGGCUUACGGCGUCCUUCGAAGUAGUCGGCUUGACAAUGAAAAGCUAGCAAAGCUUUGGGAUCUGGUCGAUAUUGAUGAUGAUGGACAAUUAGACUUUGAUGAAUUUUGCAUUGCUAUGAAGAUUAUCUUUAACAUUAUCAACGGGAUAUAUAAGGAUGUUCCCUCAAAUAUUCCAGAAGAGCUGGUUCCUCCUUCCAAGCAGCAUUUAGUGGCUGCUCGUGAAGCCCUCAAAGGAAGCGGCGAUGCACAAAUUGGUUCAGAAGAUUCAGAAGAUCCAGAAGACAGUAUCUUGAAAGACGGAUUCGACUGGUAUAUGGCGCCUUCUGAUCGAAUGCGCUAUUCCGAUGUAUAUAGCUCACACUGUGACAAGUAUGGCGCCGUUUUGUACAAUGCUUUUGCUCCCGUUUACGAUCAUUUGGGAAUUCCUCGCUCACAAAUUCAGAAAGCAUGGGACAUGGUAAAUCCUCAAAAAUCUGAAACCAUUGACAAAGAUCAAUGUCUCGUAUUCUUACACCUUCUCACUCAGCGUUCCCAAGGGUUUCGAAUCCCCAAUGAAGUUCCUUUUGGUCUUCGGGCAAGUUUUAAGAAAGGAAAUAUAGACUACAAUCUCCAUGCUAAUGAUCCUUCACAUACUAUGCGAGAAUCACAGACCGUAAGUUCUCCGUCGACUACCCAGUGUCCUAGAAGUGAUAUGGAGGCUCCAAAAGACGUACGAGACUCUGACUGGGAAAUCGUUGGGCUACGGAACGAACUAUCUACUUUAGACAAUAGAAUUGAAUCUUUACAGAGAGAGGUGGAUGAGAGCAGCCUUGCCAAAGGCCGUUCUGAUCUUGUAAGAAGAGAUUUGUUAAAACUUUUAGACUAUAAGCAAGGAGUGCUUACCAACCUCAAGGCUGGAGGUUUUCGUCCCGACUAUUCAAUGGUUGAGCGCAAUUUGGAGAAAUUGGAGCAACACAUUGUUAUUUUACAACAACAGUUAGAGGGAAAGAACAGAGAUAUAAAGUUCAUAGAAGACACACUACGAGGACGCUAG
Schizosaccharomyces osmophilus is the source of this 1113-nucleotide messenger RNA. RefSeq names its product actin cortical patch component End3 (gene end3). The transcript has 3 exons. Bases 1 to 1113 code for a protein of 370 amino acids. The record is from RefSeq and is a predicted model, not a curated record. Gene Ontology annotation, cellular component: mating projection tip; actin cortical patch; plasma membrane. Lineage: Eukaryota; Fungi; Ascomycota; Schizosaccharomycetes; Schizosaccharomycetales; Schizosaccharomycetaceae. Gene Ontology annotation, molecular function: calcium ion binding; protein binding. Gene Ontology annotation, biological process: endosomal transport; endocytosis; actin cortical patch assembly.